CGGCCCUCUAACAUAGUGGUAAUGACUCUUCAGAACUCAGGGUAUGUAAUAUAAACAAAAGGUGUCGCUUCAUUUAAUCUCUUAGUGUUGCAAGUUUACACAACUUUAAGCUGAAAUGUCCAACAGGGUCCGAGUUAUCCACGUCAUGUCACCGCUGAUUGGCCUGAGUGAGAAGAUCAAAGGUCAACUCAAUGGGCUGGACGUCCAGGUGAAAACUCUGCCUACAUCAUGGGCGUGUCCAGAAGAUGAAGAAGGUGACGUCAUCGAGUACCUGGUCGGCUGGAUCAGAAACGUCGUAGAGUUUCUUUCAUGCCCUGGUAACAAGGUCAGAUGGGCACAGACGACGUCAGCAGGGGUCGAUUAUUUCUUUAAAAACAUUGACAAACUUCAGUUGGCGCCAGGGUUUCAACACACGAGAACCAAUUUCAUCCAGAGAGGUCAGAUGAUGGCCGAGUACGUGAUUGGUCAGAUUCUGUCACGUGAGAGGAACUUCCAGGCUUCGUGGGAGGCUCAGAAAAAAUGUUCAUAUGACAAGAAAUGCGCACCGCCAUACCGGAUGUUGACUGAAUUAACUGUUGGCAUUCUGGGAGUUGGGGAGCUUGGAGGAGAAGUGGCACGUUUCUGCAAGUCUUUCGGCAUGCAGGUGUGGGCAGGUGUCACAGACAGGCGGUUCCAGUCUGGUGAAUCCCCCAGCCCUUAUGUCGAUCAUGUCAGACCCAUGUCUCGUCUCCCGGAGGUUCUAGAACAAUCCGACUACCUGGUGACGGUCCUACCCUCCACACCCGAGACCCGGGGACUCUUGUCUGGUGACGUCUUGCAGCCGUGUCGUGUGAGGAAAACGGUGCUAAUAAAUCUAGGUCGAGGUGACUUGAUUGAUGAAGAGAGUCUGGUACAGGCAAUCAGGUGGAUAAAAAUCUUUUAA
This is a messenger RNA of Physella acuta, 922 nucleotides long. Its product is annotated as glyoxylate reductase/hydroxypyruvate reductase-like. Gene Ontology annotation, molecular function: NAD binding. The record is from RefSeq and is a predicted model, not a curated record. Lineage: Eukaryota; Metazoa; Mollusca; Gastropoda; Physidae.